AUGCUGUGUCAGGCACUUCGUAGACUUGGUCAAAAACUGGUGCACAGACAUAAGCUGGAGAAACCGGUGGCUGAGAAUGACCAAGAGAGAACACUGAACACUCUGGAUUUAGUGGCCCUGGGUGUGGGCUGCACAUUGGGUGUAGGUGUGUAUGUCCUGUCUGGUAAGGUGGUCAGCAAAGAAGCAGGACCAGCUUUUGUGAUUUGCGUUUUGGUGGCUGGCCUAUCUUCCGUGUUGGCUGGGCUGUGCUAUGCAGAGAUCAGUGCCCACAUUCCCCGUUCUGGCUCAGCAUAUCUCUACAGCUAUGUCACUAUAGGUGAACUCUGGGCCUUCAUCUGUGGCUGGAACCUCAUCCUCUACCUUGUUGUUGAGGAAGCCAUUGUGCUCAGCACAUGGGUCUUAACUUUUGACCACCUGCGUGGGAACCGGAUCUCUCAGGCUGUGCAAGAGAGCAUCUCAGCACAUGUUCCCCGUGUCCUUACAGAAUAUCUAGAAUUCUUUGUUCUUGGUUUUGUGUUGUUGUUCAUGGAAUUCAGGAAUAUUUGGUAUUUCGAGUCAUUUUCGACUUCCACACCUGCCAAAGUUGUCACAUUGGUGAAACUUUUGGUUCUCAGUUUUGUCAUCAUCUGUGGCUUCAUUAAGGGGGACCUGCACAACUGGAAGCUCACAGAAGAGGACUACAUAAAGGCUGGACUCAAUGACACAUCUAUAUUGGGCCUUCUGGGCUCUGGAGGAUUUGUGCCUUUUGGCUUUGAGGGGAUUCUCCGUGGAGCUGCUACCUGUUUCUAUGCAUUUAUUGGCUUUGACUAUAUUGUUAAAAAUGAAAAAGCCCAGAAUCCCCGGCAUUCCAUUCCCAUGGGCAUUUUUAUUUCAUUGUUCAUCUGCUUUUUGGUGUAUUUUGGUGUCUCGUUAACACUUACACUUAUGGUACCUUACUACCAGCUCCAACCUGGGAGCAUCUUGCCUGAGGCAUUUCUCCAUAUUGGCUGGGUCCUUGCCUACUAUAUUGUAACUUUUAUAUUUCUGUGCAUUCUUUCUGAAAACCUUUUACGCUUUGUGAGACCAAUACGUCGGGCAUUAUACAAGAUGGCAAAGGAUGGCCUCCUGUUCCCUUUCUUUAUCCAUAUUUCUUACUUCCAAUACAUUGUUAUCACAAUCACUGUGAUUCUUGGACCUAUUGUAGUCAUUGUUUUCUUCUUUGGAUUAACUGAUCUCUUGGAUCUAAGUGCAGUUGGGUCCCUGAUUUCUCACUCUCUGGUUGCUCUUUGUGUUCUCAUCCUCAGGUAUCAGCCUGAGGUGAAGAAAUGUGGAAAUGGAGCAGAGGUGCAGGAGGAGAAUGGUCCUGCAGCAGAGAAGCUGACUCUACAGGGACUACUUUUUCCAGGCAGCUCCUCCCCCACUCUACUCUCUGGCAGGAUUGUCUAUGUGUGCUCCUUACUGCUUGCUCUGCUGAUCAUUUUUCUUUGCCUGGCGCUGACCCAGUGGCCAGCUCUGCUUUCUAGAGACCCAGUGUGUAUUUCAGUGGUUAUGGUGCUCCUGGUCCUCAUCGCUGGGCUCACUGGUGUCAUCUGGAGACAGCCACAGAGCUCUACCCUCUUUAAGUUUAAGGUCCCUGCUCUGCCUCUCCUCCCACUACUGAGCAUCUUCGUGAAUGUUUGUCUUAUGAUGCAGAUGACAGCUGCCACCUGGGUGGCAUUUGGUGUUUGGAUGCUGAUUGGUUUUGUUAUCUAUUUUGCCUAUGGGAUCCAGCAGAGCUGGGUCACUAACCCCACUUAA
Hyaena hyaena (striped hyena) is the source of this 1776-nucleotide messenger RNA. RefSeq names its product cationic amino acid transporter 3-like. Gene Ontology annotation, biological process: amino acid transport; transmembrane transport. Gene Ontology annotation, molecular function: amino acid transmembrane transporter activity. The record is from RefSeq and is a predicted model, not a curated record. NCBI's taxonomy places the organism in Eukaryota, Metazoa, Chordata, Mammalia, Carnivora, Hyaenidae. Gene Ontology annotation, cellular component: plasma membrane.